Rotaria sp. Silwood2 is the source of this 396-nucleotide messenger RNA. NCBI's taxonomy places the organism in Eukaryota, Metazoa, Rotifera, Eurotatoria, Philodinida, Philodinidae. The record is from the annotation of a GenBank genome assembly.
AUGGAAAAAGAACGUAAAAAUACUUAUAUACAAUAUCUUAUUGUGAAAUUAAUAUUGGAUUACAGUGAAACUAGUGAUAAAGUUGAUCCAAUGGAUCAUGACGAUGAACGUGUUGUGAUUACUGAUGAAGGUAAUGAUAAUGAGGAAGAUGAUAAUAGCGAGGAGGAUAGUGAUAAUGAUGCUCAUCCUAAUAAUAUUCAACCAAAUAAUACAACACCAUCAACAAUUCCAUUAAAUAUUGAAUUUGUCUCGAAAAUGUUCUAUAAUUUUGUUAAUUAUAGAACAUCAUUUGUUCAAAAUGUCCCAGGUACACCAGAACAAGUUGUUCAAACAUGGGUUAAUUAUUUUCAUCAGCGUAUUAAUGAAAAUCCAAAUUUUUGGAAAGAAGAAAAAUAA